GGGCUCUUUGUGGGGCCGCGGGCUCGGUGGGGAACCGAGAGCUCCGUGUGCUCUGCCGACGCAGCUGGCAGCGGGGCUGUCUCCGGAAGGCGGACCGGCGAACGCCUAGUGCCCGCACUCCGCCGCCUGCCGCGCCAGUCUGCGCCCCUGACAUCCUUAUUCGGGACGCGGUGGCCGUUUUUAAAUCACAAGGGCGUGGGUCAGCCUCCCCUCGGACUUCAUGUCUGUGUAUUUCCCCAUUCACUGCCCCGACUAUUUGCGAUCUGCCGAGAUGACUGAAGUGAUGAUGAACACCCCAUCCAUGGAGGAGAUUGGCCUCAACCCCCGAAAGGAUGGCCUUUCCUAUCAGAUCUUCCCCGACCCGUCAGACUUUGACCGCUGCUGCAAGCUCAAAGACCGUCUGCCCUCCAUCGUGGUGGAGCCCACGGAGGGCGAGGUGGAGAGCGGGGAGCUCCGGUGGCCCCCCGAGGAGUUCUUGGUCCAGGAGGAUGAGCAGGACAACUGUGAAGAGACAGAGAAAGACAACAAGGAGCAAUAGAGUCCCUGUCGACUCCCUCGGGGGCUACACCAAACGGCAUCUGUCCCUGAACUGUGUUCUUUCCCAUUGUGAUGGAAGAAGGGAGUGAGCCACAAUAGUUCUGAAAAUGUCAAAUGAUGGCUUCCGUUUUGCACCUGCAAAUCACCGAGCUGGUUUUCUUUUCUUUUCUUUUCUUUUUUUGAAAUGUGCUGGGCAGUGGAGCCCUCUGCGACAAUUUGCAAGGCCUUCUGAGAAAGGAAGCUGCUUAGAGCAGGGGUGGGGGGUGCGGGGAAGUGGUGCAUCUUCGAGAUUGGUAUCUGAACCUGCGCAGGCUAGAGGCAGCCCUGGGAUUCCAGUGGGCUCUGGGGGGGUGGGGGGAAGGGGGAUGUGCAUCGCGAGCAAGGAACAUUCAGGGUAAGAGAACAAACGGGAGACACGGGAAGAGAAAAUACAUGUUUGAAAGGAAGCAGCGAGCAGAGGAGUGCAGCCAGGAAGUUGCCUGCCCGCGGGCAUCUGAAAACAACACGUUCCUCUCUCUCUCCAGCUCUGCCCACCACCAGCCUUUGUUUUUAUUUCAGCUGUGUUGGUCUGUUCACGGGAGGCUGGCAAAGAAGAGUAGUAGAAACUGGCCGCCUGCGAAGUUGGCUGGAGGCAAGCGUGGGAAAGAAGGACUCCCUGCCCCUCCCCCACCCUCCGCUCCAGCUGUGGCAGGUUCUGGAGGUUUCUUAAGAGGCAGCACUCUUGAGCUUCUCUCUCCUGAUUUAUCCUUUUGCCCUCCCCUGGCCCUUUGGGAGUGGCGGGAGCACUUCCCAUCCUUGUGGGAGGACCAGGACGGACGCUUGGACACGAAGCUCCCUCCCCCCUGCUCCCCCAGGCUUGCUCUGUUCUGAGCAGAGGCACAGAGCUCUGGCUCUACCAGGCCGCCUUCCUUCUCCCUGGCAUCACCUCUGCAGCCCCUGGGCGGAGCAGUCAGGCAGGGGCGGUUCCCAGCCUGACCAGCAGCCUCACCCACUCCCAUGUGGGCUCCUGGCCCGUUUUUCUGGUGGGAGCUGAGUGGAGAGGAGACUCUCUGUUUCUUGUUGGGGAGGUGAGCUUUAAUGGCAGUCCCAAAUCUGGGAAUUAUCAGAUGGGGCUAACAGGGCUCUCAUGCAGCAGCCUGGGGAUCAAGUUUGAAAUUGAAGGUGUCAUGCCAUCGCCUGGCUUCUCCUUGCGCUCCGGAGGCAGGUGGGUGGAUGGCACGGUGAGGGAGCACUGAGCAUGGGUCCUCAUCUCUCCCCACCUCUCACCUGUCCCCUGUAAGGGCACAGUUGCACAAGAAAGCUAGCCUUAGGACUUAGAGCUUCUUAUAGUUAAGAACCAUCUGGAGCAGCAGUUUGCAAGACACACUCUUCAAACCUUCUCUAGCUCACAGCGCGAGUGUGCAGCCAAGAGGUGAGCUCAAGAUCCUCCUGGAGGCUGACCUGGGCCGACAGAGGCACCCUAGCCGCUCCCCAGUGGGUCUGGGUUGACCGCAGUUUGGGGCUUGUGCAUGGAGCUGUAUUUAAUACCUCAAGGUUAGUGUGGUUCCAGGGAGCUGGGGCAGGAUGAGGGUGUGCAGUUGACAUCUCAGCAGGAUUUGGUUCUGGGAAGCUGACGCUCACCCCUCCUCCCCCCGCUCCCUCCCCCUGUGUUGUCCGCUUGUGUUACACACACCGAUGGCAAUAACUUCUUCCAGCUCCUUGGCAGUGGGAGAGGCCCGCAGCCUGUACCGCCGGGGCGUCUCUUUCGUGCUCCUGCUGGUUCUGUUCAGGCUGCAGAGAGUCCUCCCUCCUUCCUCAUUCCCUCACAGCAGCAUGUCUCAUCCCGCACCUGCCUCCCUUCGUGGAUGGGGUCUUGCCUUUUAAAAUCCUGUGUCUCUGUGUCCCUCUCAUCUGUCCUGGUCUUGCCGUGUGAUGGGAACGUGCUUGUAAACUGCAUAACAAAUCUACUUUGUGUAUAUGUGUGUUUAUGGGGGUGACUUAUUAUUUUGCUGGUCGCUAGACACUUUUGUAUGACCCUUUGGAGUCUGAGCAGGCCGGGGGCUGACAACUCGAGUCAGGACCUGCAGCAGCGAGCCUGUGGGAGGGACCCAGCCACUCUUGGACAAGUGGCUGAGCUCCUGUCUGGCCUCCUGUUUUUUUUUGUUUUUUUUUUAAGUAACUUGUGUGUAUUUCUAACUGAUCGUAUUAAAAAAAACAAAACCCUAGUACUUCAGUAAAAAUGCCUGUUGUAAGAUGAACCUCCUGUAACUUCUGUUCUUUUUUGAGGCUCAGGGAGAAACUAGCAUUUUUUUUUUUUUCCGAACUACUUUUUGUCACUGUGACAGUUGUAAAUAAAGUUUGAAAAUGCUUUCCA
Messenger RNA from Callorhinus ursinus (northern fur seal), 2890 nucleotides. It is a transcript of the gene LBH, whose product is annotated as LBH regulator of WNT signaling pathway. NCBI's taxonomy places the organism in Eukaryota, Metazoa, Chordata, Mammalia, Carnivora, Otariidae. The record is from RefSeq and is a predicted model, not a curated record. Gene Ontology annotation, biological process: positive regulation of DNA-templated transcription. Gene Ontology annotation, cellular component: nucleus.